Molecule: messenger RNA, 2509 nt
Organism: Phaedon cochleariae (mustard beetle)
Lineage: Eukaryota; Metazoa; Arthropoda; Insecta; Coleoptera; Chrysomelidae
Source: the annotation of a GenBank genome assembly
GUCAGUGAGAAGCGAUAGACGGCCCGUCCUGCCGAUGCACGAUGGGGUUGCUCAACUGGACCAAUAUCAACCCCCAGUCCAGGGUGAUGAAGCCCAUCGAGGAGUUCGACGGCCCCCGGCUGGGGUGGAACGUGCCCCCCGAAGAGCUGAUAUACGUGCCGGAGCACUGGCUGGCCUACCCAGACGUGGACAAGUCCCUGCAUCUGCUGCUCGGCAUGGUCUACUUCUUCUUCUUCGUCGCCUCCCUGAUCGGCAACGGGCUGGUCUUGUGGAUUUUCUCAUCAGCCAAAUCUUUACGAACGGCAUCGAAUAUGUUCGUGGUGAAUCUAGCGUUCUGCGAUUUCGUCAUGAUGCUGAAAUCGCCCGUAUUUCUGUAUAACUCGUUCAGCCAAGGGUACGCCAUGGGCCAUAUAGGCUGCCAAAUUUUCGGCACGAUGGGCGCCUCGACCGGAAUCGGCGCCGGAAUGACCAACGCUUGCAUCGCAUACGACAGGUAUACUACGAUCACUAGACCUUUCGAUGGAAAAAUAACUAGAACAAAGGCCUUGGUGAUGAUUAUAUUCGUUUGGUUAUAUGCCACCCCAUGGACGGUACUACCCUUACUAGAAAUUUGGGGUAGAUUUGUGCCUGAGGGUUACCUGACCACUUGCUCCUUCGACUAUCUCACUAGGACUUUCGAUAACAGAUUGUUUGUCGCAUCGAUUUUCACGUUCUCUUACGUCCUACCUAUGAGCCUCAUCAUCUACUUCUACAGCCAAAUCGUCAGCAAAGUGUUCAGUCACGAGAAAGCGUUGAGAGAACAAGCGAAAAAAAUGAACGUCGAAUCGCUGCGCGCCAACCAGCAGCAGCAGGCCGAAUCGGCCGAACUGCGCAUAGCCAAGGCGGCGCUGACCGUCUGCUUCAUGUUCGUGGCGUCGUGGACGCCGUACGCCGUCCUGGCGCUGAUCGGCGCCUUCGGCGACCAAUCGCUGUUGACGCCCGGCGUGUCGAUGAUACCGGCGGUCACGUGCAAGCUGGUCGCCUGCGUCGAUCCCUUCAUCUACGCUAUCAGCCAUCCGAGAUACAGGAUUGAACUUCAAAAUCGCCUUCCAUGGUUGGCGAUCAAAGAAGGGGAUGCUACUUCGACCGCUACCGACGUGGCAACAACAGCAGAAUCAGCUGCGAUAUCAACGUAAAAUCAAAGGAAAAAAUAGUUGUUUCACGAUGUCCCAUAUGAGAUUAAUAUUUUGAUGAUGAUAGUCGCGAAUGAUCAAAACGUCUAAUUCGAAAUCCAAAAACAAAGAUACAAUGAGAACUUGAAAUACGGGGUGUUAUGGAAAUGGUGUUUGGAGGGUGAUUUCUUGUUAUAUUCCAUGAAAAGAGUUCUAUGACCAGAUGUUCGAAAACGUUAGUAUCCGAGAAAUAUCCGAGAGGCAAAGUCAGAAUCUUUGUUUCAAUAAUAUCAGAAUAGCAUUGAUAAUAUUAAGCUUUUCGACCUAUUGAAAAAAUAGCACUCAAUAACUUUUGCAAUUAUUCUAUUUUUUUGGUGGACCAACUAGAAAUGCAUCAUUUUUGGCUGUAGUGUUUUUAAUAUCUCGCUUGGUUCAUGAAAAAACAUUGGAAACCAAGCGUUUGCUCGUUGUGAGUUGUUACAAUAAUAUCGCACCCUCGGAAUUUGUUGUCAUUUCAUUGACACCAUGUUUUUUGAGUUAUCGCUUCAAAUAAACGGGUAAUGAUCGGCUGAAUUCAAAUUCUUUUUUUCUGUGACGGGAAAAAAGUUUGAACUUUCACUUCUGUUGACAAGUUAUAAAAUGUCACUUUUCAUAAAUCGCUUCUUCCCCACGGGAAGAAAGUGAGUACUUUUUUCCCGGAUAUAUAACAGAUAUGUACAGUGUGGAUACUUCAACUGGAAUGAAUUCGUUAGCUUGAAGGUGAAUAUUUUUUCUGAAAAUUCCCGACAGACAUCAACGAUUUAAUGUAUUCACCUACCUUUUGCAACCAAUAUCCAGAAUAUGUCGCUCCAAGGUUGGCUGAAACCACCCUCAACAUUUUCAAAUGGAACCAUAUGGAUUUUAACCCCUAAUUGGAGAGCUGGUGAAAAGAGGAUUCCAGCGUACUCGUCAGAUUUUAGUUUUUCAUAUGUAAUAAGAGAUGAAAUUCCAAACUUCUUUCCCGUCACAGAAAAAACUUCAUUUUUUUGUUUUGUACGAAAAUGAUAUUCUAAAAAACAACAAGAAAUCCCAUUAUGUUGAAAACUUGGAAUGGAACUGUGAAACUAGACCUGGCUAUACAUAUGGACUACGAUUUUCACAUCAUCAUUAUAGGUGAAUUAUAUAUGCUUUAAGAAAAAAAAUGAUAUCGAUAUGUUAUUAUUCUUCUAGAUUUAUAUUCUUGAUUUGUAUAUAGAAUUUAUUUUGUUAUGUUAUUUCGCAGCAAUCACAAUCGAUAUUCCGAACAUUGAAAAAAUACUCCUCUUUUUAAUCAUAAGAGGGGUGCAAAAAUAAAAAUAGAAAUAAAUCUUUGGUACACU